AAAAAUAGCACUACACCACUGGAUUUGAAGGAAAUUUGCCAGUGCACAGUGCACAGUGCACGGAUUUUGUUCCGUGUCCUAGUGGAGCGUCCUGUCGCCUUGGUAACACGUCCGGGUUGAUAAACGGGUUUUGUUCCGUGUCCUAGUGGAGCGUCCUGUCGCCUUGGUAACACGUCCGGGUUGAUAAACGGGUUUUGUUCCGUGUCCUAGUGGAGCGUCCUGUCGCCUUGGUAACACGUCCGGGUUGAUAAACGGGUUUUGUUCCGUGUCCUAGUGGAGCGUCCUGUCGCCUUGGUAACAGACCCGCUCUCCACACGUCCGGGUUGCGAAAAACAACAAAACAUUUUCACCGUGUAUCAUCUCUCCAUUUAGCUAGCUAGCAAUAUCAAUGUCCGUCUGUUGCUCGGUUAUUUUAUAAUAUUGAUGAUUCGGUGAUAUCCACUCUGUUGUAGGUUAGCAAUCGUAAUGUGUGAGUCAGAGCCGCGGGCUGGGCUAACGGAGGAGGAGGAGAGGAGAGAGGCAGAGCAGCUAGAGACAGAGUUGGAUAAAGACUUAUUCACAGUGUUUGACGGCUCCUCUCCUGAAGAUGUGUAUCACGCCAAGCAGCUGUGGACCUCUCUGUCACUGCUCCCUCCGCUAGAGUCCCGCCUGGUCAACGCCGACAUCCGCCAGAGGCUGCCGAUAGCCCGGACAAAGGAUGAGACAGUUCUGGUAGUCGACACCAAUGCUGCUCUCAAACCAUCCUCUUCUGACCAUAGAGAGAGGCUGCAGGAGGUUUGCCAUCAGAAGCAGAGACAGGAGGAGAGACAGAGAUACUUGGACAUGGUGAGAGGAAACUACCGGGGGUGUGUGUGUGUUAAGAUCAGUAGAGGUGGUAGUGACCCCUGA
Messenger RNA from Coregonus clupeaformis (lake whitefish), 888 nucleotides. RefSeq names its product HOATZ cilia and flagella associated protein (gene hoatz). Lineage: Eukaryota; Metazoa; Chordata; Actinopteri; Salmoniformes; Salmonidae. The record is from RefSeq and is a predicted model, not a curated record. The transcript has 3 exons. Gene Ontology annotation, biological process: cilium assembly. Bases 466 to 888 code for a protein of 140 amino acids.